This is a messenger RNA of Aphis gossypii (cotton aphid), 1254 nucleotides long. RefSeq lists its product as uncharacterized. NCBI's taxonomy places the organism in Eukaryota, Metazoa, Arthropoda, Insecta, Hemiptera, Aphididae. The record is from RefSeq and is a predicted model, not a curated record. The transcript has 5 exons. The coding region runs from base 61 to 1209 and encodes 382 amino acids.
UAUAUUAUUUUUGAUUCUAAUACAUUUUAGAUUUUAAAUAUUAUUAUUUAUUUAUUUUAAAUGGCUAUAAGUAUAUUAGAGAGUGAUCGAAUAGACCGUUACGAAUUUGAAAUUUUUAUUGGUGAAAUUAAUAUUACUGGAUUCAAAUCCAAAGUAUCAGAAAACUGCAAUGAAAAUGAUAAAUCCGGAUUAAAACAAGAAGAAUUAUCUAAAGAAUUUUCUAAACAAAAGUAUACCAUUAAAACAGUUCUGGAUAAUAUAAUAGAAUAUAAUAUACCUAACUAUGAUAAAGUUAAUGAAGAUCUUGAUGACCAUUACUUAACAUAUUACGAUGAUUUAAAAUCAAAUGAGUCGUUUACAAAUAUUGUUAAACAACUUGCCGAACGGUAUAUUGUUAAUGUUAAACCCAACAGUGACGCACAACAUAUUUGUUUCGACAUCACGUACAAAGAAAGCGAUACGGCGGUUAUUUCUAUGAAGCCCACUUCUAUAAAUAAAGGGGUGAUAUGUAUUUUUGCCUGUGUACCUAGAACAUUGGUAACAAUUUUACAAAAGAACCCUGUGGAGCUAAUAAUCUGUGAAGACCUAAAAGAUGGUCGAGUAAAAAUAGGCACAGUAUCUAUCAUGCUCAGCGGUUCAAUGGGGUUUACUAGUGCGAUAAAUUAUCAUUUUUAUGAAAAAGGAUACGAUAUACAUACACAUACUGUUGAAAACGUACACCAAGUGAAAAAUAUUGAUGGUAGUGAGACUAUAGGAGAUAUGUUUGUGCGUUUGAAGCUAACGUGUCACGGACCCGAAACAAUGCAAGUCAAUCAAAUUGUAUUAAAAUCAAACCAACCGGAGCUACAACCUAUAUUCAAUGAUAACGAUUCGUUUGACUUUUAUUUUGAUAAAUACAUCAUCCCAUCUCCACCAAAAAUGAUGUAUAGUAGUGUAAAGAAAUGUGAAGACAAAAUACUUAACCCUGAAAUAAAAGAGCUUCUCGAAUGCCAAAGAAUUCAAGAAACAAAAGAAGAUAAACCAUGUAUUUGUCCUUGUAAAGGAUUAUUAGAAAAUGUACAAACAAUCUUGUCUUCUGAUUUAAAACAAUACGCCUCGAUGUGUAAGUCAAACGUAGCAGUAAACGAAGUCUGCAGUAUUAAAACUUGUGGCCCAGUGACUUCAGCUAAAAUACAAAACAAUGAUUGUACGGAAAGGAAAUGUAGAUAAAUAUAUUAUAAUUAUAUGUAUAAAAUAAAAACAAACAAAAAAUUA